Molecule: messenger RNA, 1556 nt
Organism: Neolamprologus brichardi
Lineage: Eukaryota; Metazoa; Chordata; Actinopteri; Cichliformes; Cichlidae
Source: RefSeq, a predicted model, not a curated record
UCCAUCAUGGGAUCUUGUAGUACUACUUUUUAGCAGCGCUGUGUUUGGGAUUUUCGCUUAUUCAUUCUAGCACCAUGGCGGUGGAAAUUAUCUCACCCGACUGGGAGUUUGACCGUUUUGACGAUGGUUCACAAAAGAUACACACAGAGGUUCAACUGAAGAACUACAGGAAGUUUCUGGAGGAGUACACCUCUCAGCUGAAGGGUAUUGAAGAGGCUCUGGAUGAGUCCAUUGGAGAUGUAUGGGACUUUACUCUGGACCCCAUUGCCCUUAAGCUUCUUCCCUAUGAGCAGUCAUCCUUAUUAGAAUUAAUUAAAACUGACAAUAAGGUCCUGAACAAAGUUAUUACAGUUUAUGCUGCUCUCUGCAGUGAAGUUAAGAAGCUUAAAUAUGAGGCAGAAACCAAAUUCUACAAUGGCCUAUUGUACUAUGGAGAAGGAGUGUCUGAAACCAGUGUUGUUGAGGGGGAGUCCCAGAUUCAGAUGGGCAGAUUCAUCUCAUUCCUACAGGAGCUGUCCUGCUUUGUAUCCAGAUGUUAUGAAGUGGUGGUCAGUAUUGUGCAUCAGCUGGCAGCACUCUACAACAGCAACAAGGGUGCAACAAAAAUCAUAGAAUCCUCUGGAGUCCAUUUCCAGAUAGUAUACGAACACCUGGGCGAGUUGUUGGUGGUGUUGCUCACACUUGAUGAGAUUAUGGAAAAUCACAACACACUAAAAGACCACUGGAAGAUGUAUAAAAGGUUACUGAAAUCUGUGCACCAUAACCCUGGGAAAUUUUCCAUUCCUGAAGACAAGCUGAAACCUUUUGAGAAGCUCUUGCUCAAGCUGGAGGGGCAACUGCUGGAUGGCAUGAUACUCCAGGCCUGUGUCGAACAAAGAUUUGAUGAUCCUGGGGAGGGAGUAGCAGUUUCCAAAAACAGUGCCUUUGCUGAGGAGUUUGCCUUCAAUAUUCGCACCAUAUUUGCAAGUGUUGAAUCCAAAAUUGGUGAACCUUCAGAAAUUGACCAGAGAGACAAAUAUGCUGGUGUCUGUGGUCUCUUUGUGCUUCACUUUCACAUUUUCAGGAGUGUUGACAAAAAGCUUUACAAGGCGCUGCUCGAUGUCUGUAAAAAGGUUCCAGCAGUCACUCUGGUUGCAAACAUCAUCUGGUUUCCCGACACUUUCCUCACCAAUAAGGUCCCUGCUGCAAUUAUUCUGAUUCACAGCAUCCUGGAUUCUGUUUUGGGAGAUCUGACCAGCAACUCUGCCGAGGGGACGGAGUACUUCAAGAUGCUGGUGGCCGUGUUUGCGCCUGAGUUUCGCAGUGCAAAGAACAUGCACCUGAGGAACUUCUACAUGAUUGUACCACCGCUGACGGUGAAUUUUGUGGAGCACUCCAUCAGCUGCAAAGAGAAACUCAACAAGAAAAACAAAUCUGGAGCUGCUUUUACAGACGACGGCUUUGCAAUGGGUGUGGCGUACAUUCUGAAGCUACUGGACCAGUAUCUAGAGUUUGACUCUUUGCACUGGUUCCAGUCUGUCAGAGACAAUUUGAUGCAAGUGCCCAGUGUCAUGUGA